AGUGGAGUUGUACAUAGGAGAAAAAGAGAGAAGCGAAGGGAAAGGCUUGGCUGGCUAAACUAAAUAAGUUGAAGUAAGUAAUGCCCCCGUUCUAGUAUGGUACUUAGCAACCUCCCCGCAGCUUCCUAAAUCCUCGGCCAGGCGGCUCUGCCAGCUGGUUUAAUUUUGUGAACCCAAACCCCCGAGCCCUCUCUUCCUAGCUAGGUCGACCCUUACAUUGUACCCUGUGACACCCCUACGACCUCUGGGGUAUUCCCAGCUCUCCCUCUGACUCUCUCUUAAAAUAAUAAGAUGAAUAUAGAAAUGUGCUAAUAUGGGUAAAUGUGAGAGCUUCGUCAUUAAUCGGUGAUGAUGAUGAGGUUAGAAAGGCCAGGUCGGCCGUGUGUGUGAGUGUGUGGGGAUCACUUAUAAACACCACGUUUUUCCUUCGAUUGUUCUUUGCUCUUUUUCUUUCCCUUACUUAAAACCCCCCCUUCCCUUCCCCUCCUUCGCAUUUCUCUCCUCAAAUCAAAAUCUCCCUCUUUCUCUCUUUGCUCUCACUCUCAGUCUCAUUUCCUCUCUCCCUUCUACUUCAACAAGAAAGAAGCUACCAAGCAAAAACCUUCACUUUCUGCAUCCUUUAUUCAUAAACUAAACUUCUUUAAAGGUGCUUACUUCUACAUAGUUAACAGUUUGCUGUUAGCAUCAUAUUGAAUAGGAUUUUAGUUUUAAGAAACAGGGCAAUGGGUGACUCACCAAACUCGGAAACGGAGUCAAGCACUCUUAGCAAUAACUCCUCUACUCUGUCUCUACCUUCACCAUCCUCCUACGUCGGUAAAAAGAGAUCGGCUGAUGACCCUACACCCGACCCGAAGAGGCAAAAGCGUCCGAGAGACAGUAGCAAGCACCCGGUUUACCGUGGGGUCCGAAUGCGGACGUGGGGCAAAUGGGUAUCUGAAAUUCGAGAGCCCCGGAAGAAGAACCGGAUCUGGUUAGGCACUUUUUCGACUCCCGAAAUGGCGGCACGUGCCCAUGACGUGGCAGCCUUAAGUAUCAAAGGCAACUCUGCGAUUCUCAACUUCCCCGAACUCGCCGGGUCGUUGCCACGACCAGCUUCCAACUCGCCUCGUGACGUCCAAGCCGCCGCUGCUAAAGCUGCCUCAAUGGAGUUCUCAAGUAGUAACAGUAACCACACCACCGCCACAUCAUCGUCGUCGUCGUCAUCAGCGUCCACGUCAACGUCAUCGAAUGUCGAUGACGUGUCGACGCCGGAGGAGCUGAGCGAGAUAGUGGAGUUGCCAAGUCUGGGAACGAGUUACGAGUCGGCCGAGUCAGGGAGCGAGUUCGUGUACGUGGAUCCGGAUGAUGGGUGGCUUUUGAAUCCCAGUGGCGUGCCGUGGUAUUAUGAAGAAAAUUGUGGGUAUUUUGGGGACGAAAUUUCAAUGCAAAUGCAAGAAAGUGUGAUUACAACUGGGUUUGGUCCUUUACUAUGGGAUCAUUAAUGCAUAACCAAAGAAAAAAAAUUCUACGUGUGCCCGUUUUUUGGUCUAAAAAUCUCUUUACAGUUUUUAUUUUACGAAAUUGCCCUUUUGCAAUUUUUUUCUCUAGGAAAGGGCAAAAAAAAUACCUUGCUUCGGUAUCAAGAUGUUUGUGCUCGGUUGUGCUAGAGUUUUUGGUCUCUUCUUUCAGCAGUGGUCCAUUGGGGUGAAUCAAAUCCUUAAGGGAAAAAAAAGUGGCAAAUUUUAUAAGAGACUUUGAGCUUGGCAUGCAGUUGUUUUGCUUGGAUUGGUCAAAUUCUACUGCUUUUUAGAGAAAGAAGAAUAAUGUAUGUGGUAAAAAAGUGUUACAAAGCUUGGAGAACACUUAAUCUUUUUUCAAUAGGAUAAAGAAAAGGUCAAGACAAUGGGUUCUUCUUCUAAUUCUUCUUCUUCUUCUUCUUCUUGUGUAUAGUUUAUUUUUUUCUUUGUUUGAUCUUAGCUUUUGUGUUGAUUUUGGGCAUUGACAAGUGAUGUGGAGUAAUUAAAGCUCAUAUGUUUCUGUUUGGAGUGAUUCAAUGUUGAAGACACUGCCAAUGCGUUUGAUAAAACCAUUGAAUUAUAAUAGGCUCAAGUCAAAAAUUUUCA
Molecule: messenger RNA, 2102 nt
Organism: Theobroma cacao (cacao)
Lineage: Eukaryota; Viridiplantae; Streptophyta; Magnoliopsida; Malvales; Malvaceae
Source: RefSeq, a predicted model, not a curated record